AACAAGCACAAACCCUGGAUUGAAGCUGAGUAUCAGGGCAUCGUCAUGGAGAAUGACAACACAGUCCUGCUCAACCCACCACUGUUUGCACUGGACAAAGAUGCUCCACUGCGCUAUGCAGGUGAAAUCUGUGGCUUCAGGAUCCAUGGGGCAGGGGUACCUUUUGAAGCUGUGAUCCUGGACAAAGCUACAGGUGAGGGGCUGAUACGGGCCAAGGAACCAGUGGAUUGUGAAGCACAUAAGGAGCACACGUUCACCAUCCAGGCUUAUGACUGUGGAGAAGGACCUGAUGGAGCAAACACCAAGAAAUCACACAAGGCCACGGUGCACGUUCGAGUAAACGAUGUGAAUGAGUUUGCUCCUGUCUUUGUGGAAAAGUUGUAUCGUGUGGCAGUGACUGAAGGAAAGCUCUAUGACCGCAUCUUGCGUGUGGAGGCCAUUGAUGGAGACUGCUCGCCACAAUACAGCCAGAUCUGCUACUAUGAGAUCCUGACCCCCAAUAUUCCCUUUCUGAUUGACAAUGACGGGAACAUUGAGAACACGGAGAAGCUGCAGUACAGUGGAGAUCGUGUCUACAAAUUCACAGUGACAGCCUAUGACUGUGGAAAGAAGCGGGCUUCUGAUGAUGCUGAAGUGGAAAUCCAGGUGAAACCCACCUGCAAGCCCAGCUGGCAGGGCUGGAACAAAAGGAUUGAGUACACCCCAGGCGCAGGCAGCCUCGCACUCUUCCCCACCAUUCACCUGGAGACCUGUGAUGAGCCCCUGUGGAACAUCCAGGCCACAGUGGAACUGCAGACAAACCACGUGGCCAAGGGCUGUGACCGGGAUAACUACUCUGAGAAGUCGCUACGUAAACUCUGUGGUGCUGCCUCUGGAGAGAUUGACCUGCUGCCAGUGCCUAGCCCCACAGCGAACUGGACCGCGCGGCUGUCGGUGCACUACAGCCAGGACAGCAGCCUCAUCUACUGGUUCAAUGGCAGCCAGGCUGCCCAGGUGCCUGUGGGGAAUGGGCUGAGUGCCCAUGAGGGGCUGAGCGACCACUUCACCCUGUCCGUAUGGAUGAAGCAUGCCGUGGUGCCGAGCAAAGGCAGGCGGGAAGAGGAGACGGUGAUCUGCAGUACAGUGCGCAGCGAGGAUGGCUACUCGCAUUACUCUCUGGCUGUGCAUGGCUGCCGAAUUGCUUUCCUCUACUGGCCAUUGCUGGAAAGCGCAAGGCCCGUGAAAUUCCUCUGGAAGCUUGAGCAGGUCUGUGAUGAUGAAUGGCACCAUUAUGCCCUCAACCUGGAGUUCCCCACUGUCACGCUCUAUGUGGAUGGUGUGUCUUACGACCCUGCCCUCAUCCAUGACAAUGGCCUCAUUCACCCCCCACGGCAGGAACCCUCACUCAUGAUUGGAGCCUGCUGGGCUGAGGAGAAAAACAAAGAGAAAAUCAAAGGAAGUGAGAACUCCACUGAUACUAUACAAGGAGAUCCUCUGUCGAUACACCACUACUUCCAUGGUUACUUGGCUGGCUUCACUGUGCGCCCUGGUAGCUUGGAGAGCCGGGAGGUUAUUGAAUGCCUGUAUGCCUGCCGUGAGGGGCUUGAUUACAGUGACUUCGACAGUCUGGGCAAAGGGAUGAAGGUUCAUGUGAACCCCUCUCAGUCCCUGCUCACCUUGGAGGGUGAUGAUGUGGAAACCUUCAACCAUGCAAUCCAGCAUGUGGCUUACAUGAAUUCACUGCGCUUUGCUACCCCUGGAGUCCGGCCGCUCAGACUCACCACUGCUGUCAAGUGUUUCAGUGAAGAGUCCUGUGUCUCCAUUCCUGAUGUGGAAGGUUAUGUUGUGGUGCUACAGCCUGAUGCCCCCCAGAUUCUAUUGAGUGGCAAUGCCCACUCUGCUCAUCCUGUGUCAGACUUUGAAGCUCCUGAUGGGGUCCCCCUGUUCCCUAACCUGCAGAUCAGCUGCUCUAUUUCUCACCAGGUGGAGGCCAAGAAGGAUGAGAAUUGGCAUGGUACAGUGACAGACACACGAAUGUCAGAUGAGAUUGUGCACAACCUGGAUGGCUGCGAGAUCUCAUUGGUAGGAGAUGACUUGGACCCAGAGAGGGAGUAUCUGCUCCUGGAUGGGGCACUGCUGCAGCAGCGGGGCCUGGAGCUUGUUAACACCUCUGCCUACCUGACUAUCACAGGUGUAGAGAGCAUUGCAGUUUAUGAGGAAAUCCUACGCCAGGUCACAUACCACAUCAACCAUGGUGCUGCUCUUUAUGAAAGGAAGUUUCACUUGUCCUGCACUGAGAUGAAUGGACGCUAUUCCAGCAAUGAGUUUACUGUUGAGGUGAAUGUCCUCCACAACAUGAACCAACCUGCUCAUCCUAACCAUAUUCUGAGUUCCCAGCAGUUCGUGCACCAAGGCCAUCAUUUACCCUCAGAGCUAUCUGGGCACAGUUUGGCAAGCACCCGUAACAACCCAAUGGUCCCUAGUGCUGCCACUGUCAUCAUCGUGGUGUGUGUGGGCUUCCUGGCACUCAUGGUAAUCCUUGGCAUCCUGCGCAUCCACUCCCUGCACCGUCGGGGAGUGGGGCAAGAGGUCCCUGGGGCUGCUGAAGUGGGGCACACAAGCAGCAGCGGCAAAGAGAGUGACAUGUUCUGGGACGACUCAGCCCUGACCAUCAUUGUCAACCCCAUGGAGUCCUACCAGAGCUGCAAGGAGAGGGCAGGAGUCAGUGGCGAAGGCAGGAUUGGUGAGGGCAUGGAGGAUGAAGAUGACAGCACCGACUCGGAGACACCGGACUCGCCGGACAGCAACGACGUGGGUGACCGACACAUCAUGGGCAGAAGUGACGGCUCUCGUCGCUACUAG
Messenger RNA from Nestor notabilis (Kea), 2841 nucleotides. RefSeq names its product calsyntenin 3 (gene CLSTN3). Gene Ontology annotation, cellular component: cell surface; postsynaptic membrane. Gene Ontology annotation, biological process: positive regulation of synaptic transmission; homophilic cell-cell adhesion; positive regulation of synapse assembly. The coding region runs from base 46 to 2841 and encodes 931 amino acids. Lineage: Eukaryota; Metazoa; Chordata; Aves; Psittaciformes; Psittacidae. The transcript has 17 exons. The record is from RefSeq and is a predicted model, not a curated record. Gene Ontology annotation, molecular function: calcium ion binding; kinesin binding; X11-like protein binding.